This is a messenger RNA of Staurois parvus, 287 nucleotides long. NCBI's taxonomy places the organism in Eukaryota, Metazoa, Chordata, Amphibia, Anura, Ranidae. The record is from the annotation of a GenBank genome assembly.
GGAUCAUGGGGCCCCUGUGUCUUUGCCCAAACUCAAAAAAGCCUAUGAAAAAGGUACCAGGGGUAUCUCAUGGGGCCCUCUACUGACCCCAGGCCCUCGGGCAGUGCCCGAGUUUCCAACAGGUCAGUCCGCCCCUGUGCCGGGCUAUUGGCCACCAACCAAGACGGUAAUGGCAGCAAAGUCAAGUAAAUAAUUCCAAUUUCCGUACAAUGACUGAUUGCUUGAAUUGAGGGUGAGUAGGACCUGCUAGCAGUGUCAAUAAUAUUCAAUGGCACCCCAAUGCGUUA